UCUCACGUCGACUAUACUUGUCUUAUACGUCCACUUUAAAUAUGUCAAGUGAAAGAGGAUCUGAAUAUACUACUAUAUUAGUACAGCCAAAGCGGGAAAUAUCUAGUGCUAUUUGUAUUUAUAAAAUUAAAAAUAAUAAACCACUGAAAAUAUUAAUGGAGAAGUACUGCCUUAGAAUAGGACUUAAUAGGGAAUCUGUAAGAUUCCUUGCAUCAAAUAAUGUCAUUAAUGAAGAUGAUACAGUAUCAUCAUUAAACUUGGAAAAUUACAGCAUUAUUCAAGUGUUACGGAGAUAAAUUGCAGAUCAAUGUUGAAUAAUCGUUAAGUCACUACAAAUACAUUAUGAAACUUAA
Melanaphis sacchari is the source of this 353-nucleotide messenger RNA. Its product is annotated as small ubiquitin-related modifier 2-like. The transcript is spliced from 3 exons. NCBI's taxonomy places the organism in Eukaryota, Metazoa, Arthropoda, Insecta, Hemiptera, Aphididae. Gene Ontology annotation, cellular component: nucleus. Gene Ontology annotation, biological process: protein sumoylation. The record is from RefSeq and is a predicted model, not a curated record. The coding region runs from base 42 to 296 and encodes 84 amino acids. Gene Ontology annotation, molecular function: protein tag activity; ubiquitin-like protein ligase binding.